GACAGACAGGCAGGACGGCCACAUCCGCCAUAUUCAGGCAUGGAAGCACCGGCUGCGAAGCGCGUCCUCCGCGUGGCCGCCAUCAGCGGCUCCAUUCGCAAGGCCUCCUGGCACAGCGGGCUCAUCCGCGCCGCCGCGGAGGUGUGCGAGGACUGCAUCCCGGGGCUGCGCGUCGACCACCUCGACGUCGCCGACCUGCCGAUGCUCAACACCGACCUCGAGACGAACGGUGGUACGGGCUUCCCGCCCGCCGUCGAGGCGUUCCGCGCCAAGGUCCGCCAUGCCGACUGCUUCCUCUUCGCCUCGCCCGAAUACAACUACUCCAUCACCAGCCCACUGAAGAACGCGCUUGACUGGGCUUCUAGAGGAGUGAACUGCUGGGCAGACAAGCCGGCCGCCAUCGUCAGCGCGGGAGGCAACUUCGGCGGCGGCAGGUCCAGCUACCAUCUGCGCCAGGUCGGGGUGUUCUUGGACAUCCAUUUCAUCAACAAGCCGGAACUGUUCGUAUUCGCCUUCUUCGAGCCGGCCAAGUUUUUCGACAGCGACGGGAACCUCAUCGACGCCGACACCAGGGAGCGCCUCAAGCAGGUGCUCCUGUCCCUUGAGGCCUUCACGCGCAGGCUCCAGAACAACAAGGACUGAAGCAGCAGCUCCCGGGAUCGCCGUGCUAAUAAUAAUAAUCUCUACUUCCUUCCUUCAGCAAUUAGUAAUUCGUGGUCGUCUUAUUACAAACCAAAGUAUAUGUGCUCGAACCUAUAAUAAAAUACAUGGAGAACUUCGCUAUCC
Molecule: messenger RNA, 786 nt
Organism: Zea mays
Lineage: Eukaryota; Viridiplantae; Streptophyta; Magnoliopsida; Poales; Poaceae
Exons: 3
Coding region: 40-642 (200 amino acids)
Cellular component (GO): cytosol
Molecular function (GO): FMN binding; oxidoreductase activity
Source: RefSeq, marked validated